AUGACAGAGCUCGAAUAUAUCAAGUCGAGCGAAAGAAUCGGCAGAGUUGGCUCAGUAGUUGAGCUUAGAACGACUUCUGUGAGCAGAUAUCUUCAUCACAACAAAGCUGUGUCCGAGGGUGAAUAUACCUCUGGAUGGAGGCUGCAUCUAAUCACUUUAGCAUGGAGUCAUCGCUCUUCAGUACUUCCUUCUACCGUCUCCAUCACCAAUGAGUUAAAAGGAUUCGAUGAAGCUUCAUGGUUCUUUACUUCUAAUAUUCUCACAUACGCUGGUCUUGUCAUGAUCUGGGCGAAGCUCGGCGAUAUUUUUGGAAGGAAGAACUUGAUUCUGUUGUGGCUACUCCCAACAUGCACAACUAUAUCAGGACCUGUGACUCAAGUUGAGUCUCUUGUGGCACACCUCAAAACCCGGCAAAUAUUCACCCGGAAGCUACAAGUUAGCGUUGGUUUUAACUCUCCUCAGAUGAUGCAAGUUGAGUCCGAAUAUUUGCACUUGAUUAGUACAAUAUAG
Messenger RNA from Botrytis fragariae, 510 nucleotides. Its product is annotated as putative mfs multidrug transporter protein. Gene Ontology annotation, molecular function: transferase activity. NCBI's taxonomy places the organism in Eukaryota, Fungi, Ascomycota, Leotiomycetes, Helotiales, Sclerotiniaceae. Bases 1 to 510 code for a protein of 169 amino acids. The transcript has 4 exons. The record is from RefSeq and is a predicted model, not a curated record.